AAUUCAGGUUGGCCCAUUUAAAGAUAUCAUACGCCAAAAUAGAUCCUUUCGGACGCUGCGGUCACGUUGACAUAAACCUCUGAGUCGAGUGGUCUCGUCGAUACCGCUGGAGCUCGCUCGGCCGACUGACCCGGCCCAGCCCGCGUCUCUGAUCCGGUCCGGGCCGUCCAACAAUCGAAUCACCUUGUCCUUGGACAAGCUAGCUACUCGCCGUUCUGUUGUUACCUCAAACAUGUCCAGUACUUAAAUCUUUGAUAUGUCAGAAUACACUUAUGUACAUAAACCAGCUAACUAAAUAAAAUGACUGGGAGAGAAUGGAUAGAAAGCAACUUUAACAAAAAGGAGUGUGCAAAGUUUGUCAGCAGCAAGAGGGAUCCAAGAAAAUGUGGAUGUGGCAGGAGUCUUGCUUUCCAUCGUCAACUCACUCAGACGUCACACCUCAGAUCCUCAGCAAACUCAAGUUUAUGGAAUUCAAAAAACCACACGGUUUCCUUGGCAACAGAUGCCUAUGGAUUGCUGGAAUUCCAGGGAGCUGGUCAUGGCAACAAGGCAAAGUACAUCCGCCUUGCAGAUGACACCAGUCCUGAUCUUAUCUUGCAUCUAUUGAAACGUCAUUGGAAUCUUGGUCUACCAAACCUGUUAAUCUCAAUGCGAGGAGGUCUUCAAGACUUUGCCAUGCAACCCAAGCUCAAAAGGGUUCUUUGUAAGGGUCUAAGCAAGGCUGCUAGGACUACAGGGGCUUGGAUUAUGACUGGUGGCACCAACACAGGUAAAUACAUACUAACCAUUUCUUCCUAAAGUGUUUAAAAGUCCCAGAUGAUUGUACUGAAGAAAAAAAAAUACAGAAACAAAUAACAGAAUCAUUCUGUAAACUGUUAUCACAGGAAAUUUUCAGCAUUUUAACAGAAUAGGUCUAUUUAAAAAAAAAGUGAAAGUAAUAUGCUUUCACACUACAGAAAAUUCCUUGAACCCCAGGAAAUAGGUGGGGCUAAGGGGGGGGGGGGGGCCUUAGCCCCACCAAUUUUCCAGGGUUAAGCUUAGCUCACUUCGGUUUCACACUACGUUUUACAUUCAUUUUUCGUUCAUUAUUUAAGCAUGAGGAAAGAGUAAAGUAAAGAUAGGAAAUAUACAUGUGCAAUACGCAGUUCUGAAAUUUUCACUUGCAAUAAUUCUAACACAGAUAGAUCAUGGUCUAUGAAGGUAACCAAAGUACGGGGGCCAUAGAAUUUACAAAAUGCUUGAUCAUAAGUAUAUUUGAGAC
This is a messenger RNA of Lytechinus pictus (painted urchin), 1261 nucleotides long. RefSeq names its product transient receptor potential cation channel subfamily M member 3-like. NCBI's taxonomy places the organism in Eukaryota, Metazoa, Echinodermata, Echinoidea, Temnopleuroida, Toxopneustidae. The record is from RefSeq and is a predicted model, not a curated record. The transcript has 4 exons. The coding region runs from base 301 to 798 and encodes 165 amino acids. Gene Ontology annotation, cellular component: plasma membrane. Gene Ontology annotation, biological process: monoatomic cation transmembrane transport; metal ion transport. Gene Ontology annotation, molecular function: monoatomic cation channel activity.